AUGACUGCAGAAAUACAAGCCCUUGAAAACAAUAGUACCUGGGAACUAACCGAUCUCCCUCUCGAAAAGAUUCCCAUUGGAUGCAAGUGGGUAUUCAAAACCAAACUGAAAUCUGAUGGCACAAUAGAAAGACACAAGGCAAGACUUGUGGUGAAAGGGUAUACUCAACAGCUUAGUGUGGAUUAUCUUGAGACAUUCUCCCCAGCAAGAAUCACGACCAUUCGUACAUUUCUGAGAGUGGCUACUUCAAAGGCCUGGCACAUUCAUCAAUUGGACAUCAACAAUGCCUUCCUUUACGGUGAUCUCAAUGAAGAAGUUUAA
Ipomoea triloba (trilobed morning glory) is the source of this 321-nucleotide messenger RNA. RefSeq lists its product as uncharacterized. Bases 1 to 321 code for a protein of 106 amino acids. The transcript has a single exon. NCBI's taxonomy places the organism in Eukaryota, Viridiplantae, Streptophyta, Magnoliopsida, Solanales, Convolvulaceae. The record is from RefSeq and is a predicted model, not a curated record.